AUGAGGUUGGUUGAGUAUAUAUUAUUUGUAAUUGUCUUUUGGGCAAAGUUGGGGGUAUCAGAAAUCACAGAAAAGGAGUACAAUACUCUUCGUGAUUAUGCGGAGUUUUCAGCAAUAGCAUAUUGUUUAAAGAAAGGAUUAAAACCAGGAAAGCUAAGUGACAGCUGUGCUAUUGACAAAUGUAAUACCAGAGCACAUAAAGAUAUUGAAAUUGUGGAAACCUUUAAUUUCAACGAUUGGGGUGGUGUAGGAUCUGGAUAUUUGGCUCUCGAUGAAUUAGGUAAAAGAAUAGUUCUAGUGUUUAGAGGUACAGCAUCUAGUCGAGAUUGGAUUGGUAAUCUUGAAUUUAUUCCUAUAGUUUACGAGCCUAUUUCAGUGGGACCCAGAUGUGACGACUGUACUGUCCAUAAAGGAUUCUAUAACUUUUUAAGAGAGAACUGUAUGGAGAUAAUUCUAAGAGCCCAUGGGUUAAUACAAGAUAACCCUGAUUAUAAAUUGGUUGUCACGGGCCACUCAUUGGGGGCAGCCCUAACCCUACUCGCAGGUGUAGAGCUACAACUAUUGGGAGACGAUCCGUUGGUGAUAUCAUUUGGGAGUCCAAGAAUAGGGAAUGGAGGAUUAGCCAAGUAUAUCAAUAAAAUAUUUGAAACUGGGACUACCAAAUAUAGAAUAUCUGAAGAUGGAUGUAUUACCAAGGGAUAUAUAAGAGUUGCUCACGAUGGAGACAUUGUUCCAUUACUCCCACCUCCGGGCUAUUUCAAACAUAGCGGUGUACGUUAUACAAUCACCAAAACUGAGAGUCCACAUUAUAAGGAGGAUUUCGAACGUGCCCAAUUAGCCGAUUCGGACGAUUCAGCCUUUUUAGAGCGUACUCCUCUGAAGAUAUGGCCAGAAUUUUUCGGUAAAUAUGAACAUAAGCAUUAUAUCACUCGAAUUACAGGAUGUGAUGACCUUAAAGAUUAA
This is a messenger RNA of [Candida] anglica, 963 nucleotides long. NCBI's taxonomy places the organism in Eukaryota, Fungi, Ascomycota, Pichiomycetes, Serinales, Debaryomycetaceae. The record is from the annotation of a GenBank genome assembly.